AUGGCGCAGGAGAACAGCAAUUCGACCAUGGAAAUGGGAACUAGUGAUCAGGUUCUAGUAGCAAGCAAAAGGAAAAAGACAUUAACAUACACUAUCGGUGGUCUCGCGAUGGUCGUAGUAGUUGCUGUCGUUGUUACACUAGUGGUUGUGUUGUCUGGCAACGAAGGGGACGCCCAGCCCAUCGUGUCCACUACAGUAGUACCGACGACACCGAUAUCAACGACCGCCGCUCCGAUCAUUUCAACAAGUACCGCACCUCCCGAACCGACACCAGCACCCGAAGAGGAAGAUCUGCUUGAUCUAGAAUCUAUAAUCAACGGAGUAUUCACCCCUGCUACAUUCAAUGGCACAUGGACUUCAGGCAACGAUGUACUAUUCAGAAGUGCGAAUGGAGACCUGGUCUUGUAUGACGUGGACAGCAACAGCACCUUAUUGCUUAUCAGUAACACAUCACAGCUUCUCCAGCAGUCAUCACGGGUAACUGUUCUAUCCAAAGACGGUGAAUUGGUGAUGUUAGCCCACAACGUUAUUCCGAUUUUCAGAUACAGUUUCUACGCCCACUACACUGCUGUGAACAAAUUCAGUGGUGACCAUACGAUCAUUUUGCCACCUGGAACGAAUGCGUCGCAAGCGUUCCUUCAGAAUUUCCAAUGGGGUCCAACUGGUACAUCACUUGCCUACGUGUACGAGAACAAUAUUUACUACCAACCUAACAUCACCAGUGAACCUGAGCUUAUCACGGAUACCGGUGAACCUAACGUCAUUUACAAUGGCAUUCCUGAUUGGGUUUACGAAGAGGAGGUGUUUUCUUCGAGUAACGCCAUGUGGUUCUCUGCUGAUGGAACGAAACUUGCAUACGUCACCUUCAACGACACCGAAGUAAGGCGCAUGAAGGUUCCACACUACGGCGUGCCCGGCUCCGUCGAUUAUCAAUACACGCAACAUCACGAACUCAGAUACCCCAAGCCUGGGACAAUAAAUCCAACAGUCUUCGUUACACUUCGUGACCUGGAUUCUACUGUUGAAUCGGUUUACAAUGCGCCCACUGAUUUGAACGAGCCGAUAUUGAAGUCUGUGCAGUUCGUGAACAACAAUGCGAUCGCAAUCAUGUGGACCAAUCGUGUGCAGACUCAACUAUUAGUUACGUUGUGUCCAUUCGAAGGCACUUGUUCUCAGAUUUUCACCUACACCGAAACAAAUGGUUGGAUUGACAAUAUUCCCUUUAUCUUCAAUCAAGCUGGAAAUGCUUUUAUAACAAUAUUACCGCAGUUUGUAAACGGAAGACUAUUCAAACAAAUUGUACAAAUCUCUGAUAUAAAUGCGAGUAUGUGGACUGCUUCUGGCCGCACUAAGACGCCACAUACAGUCACCAAGAUCCUCAAGUGGACAUCUGACGACGUUGUAUGGUACGAAGCAACACACGUGAACGAUACAGCUCAACAGCAUGUGUACAGCGUUAGUGCAAGCAGUGAGGUGGUAUGCUUCACGUGCAACGUGAGCAGGACAGACGGUGGCGAGUGUCUCUACAACGAGGGCUCGCUCAGUGAGGACGGAGCGAGGAUCGCCAUCAAUUGUGCCGGACCUCAUAUACCGCAGACUCUUAUUUACAAUACCGAUGGUACUCGUCUUGCUACUUGGGAUACGAAUGAAGAAAUCUCAUCUUUAUUAGACGGUCACUCUAUACCUCAAACUGUACGCAUCACACUGCCGUCCGCGGACAUCCAGCUGCAAGUGCCCAGCGACUAUCUCAACAGAACUAAUGUACCUCUCCUAGUAUAUGUAUACGGCGGUCCAGACACAGCUCUAGUGACGCGUCAGUGGAAUAUCGACUGGGGCACGUCGCUGGUGGCGCGUUGGGGCAUCGCCAUAGCGCACAUCGACGGGCGCGGUUCCGGUCUGCGGGGCGUCGAGAAUAUGUUCACCAUUAACAGGAAGCUUGGCACUUACGAGAUAGAAGACCAGAUCGCCGUAACUAGGUACUUACAGCAGCAUCAUUCGUGGAUAGACAGUAACCGCACAUGUAUUUGGGGUUGGUCGUACGGCGGGUACGCUUCGUCGCUGGCGCUUGCCCGCGGCGGGGAAGUAUUCCGGUGCGCGGCCGCUGUAGCACCCGUAGUGGACUGGAGGUUUUAUGACACUAUAUACACAGAGCGGUAUAUGGGCUUACCCAGUGAGAACGCCGCAGGUUACGCUCAGUCUUCGCUUCUAACCGAUGAUGUUGUGGAGGCAUUCCGUAAUAAACGAUACAUGCUGAUCCAUGGCACAGCAGAUGACAACGUGCACUUCCAACACUCUAUGCUCAUAUCAAGGCUAUUACAAAGACGAAAUGUUUACUUCACGCAGAUGACUUAUACAGACGAAGACCACGCUCUUACGGGUGUUCGGCCCCAUCUCUACCACGGUUUGGAGAAGUUCUUACAAGAAAACAUGCUUUAA
Diatraea saccharalis (sugarcane borer) is the source of this 2436-nucleotide messenger RNA. The record is from the annotation of a GenBank genome assembly. Lineage: Eukaryota; Metazoa; Arthropoda; Insecta; Lepidoptera; Crambidae.